Eufriesea mexicana is the source of this 762-nucleotide messenger RNA. RefSeq lists its product as uncharacterized. The transcript is spliced from 4 exons. The record is from RefSeq and is a predicted model, not a curated record. Lineage: Eukaryota; Metazoa; Arthropoda; Insecta; Hymenoptera; Apidae. Gene Ontology annotation, biological process: transcription by RNA polymerase I. The coding region runs from base 10 to 762 and encodes 250 amino acids.
UUAUCAAACAUGACUGAUCUAGAUGUGGAAGAUUCUUUAACUAAGUUAAAUACUCAAUUAAAUAAAAGUAUGGUUUUGAUGGAUACUAUGGAAACUGAAAUAUCUCAGCCAAAAGGUAAUAAAUCUAUAAAAAUUAAUACAAAAAUUCAACCAUUAAGCCCCUCUAAUUCAACACCUGCAUCUCGAAAAAGUAUUCUGAAGAAAACUAAGAACACAAUUAUAGUAGAGACAGAACAAAAUGUCACAAAUAACAUUGAAAUAUUAAAUGAAAUAAAUCAUAAUAGAACACCAAUGAAUAUUUCAUCUACUAUAAGACCACAUAAUAUCAAUGAUUUGAUACAGAAAGAAGAUUUAAUUGUAGAAACUACAGAUACUACAUUUAGCUUAGAUGAUUUAUCUGAUAAUGAAGACAUAUGGAUUAUGGAUAUCCCUGGAACAGUAGAUCCAAAAGAACUUAAAGGCCAGACUUUAAUGUUUGGAGAAAAAUCUAAAUUUAAAAUUAAAGAAGAAAGAUAUUGUACAGUGAAUCAUGAAGUAAAAUGUAAUGUUACAUGUGUACUUCAUACUGGAAAAGUAAAAUCAAGAUAUAAAACUGUUAAUAUGAAACCAGCAGGCACAAUUACUGUCAGACGAAAACUUUCAAGUAUUUCGAAAACUAAACCAAUGCAAAUAGAAAACUGCAGUGUGCCAUUUCCAAAAAAUUUGAGAAUUCGACAUCCUUUAUUUGGUGUAAGUUACGAAGGUAAUGUCAGAAAAAUGUAA